Oncorhynchus kisutch (coho salmon) is the source of this 3074-nucleotide messenger RNA. RefSeq names its product gastrula zinc finger protein XlCGF17.1-like. The transcript is spliced from 2 exons. The record is from RefSeq and is a predicted model, not a curated record. Gene Ontology annotation, molecular function: DNA-binding transcription factor activity, RNA polymerase II-specific. Gene Ontology annotation, cellular component: nucleus. Gene Ontology annotation, biological process: regulation of transcription by RNA polymerase II. Bases 425 to 1303 code for a protein of 292 amino acids. NCBI's taxonomy places the organism in Eukaryota, Metazoa, Chordata, Actinopteri, Salmoniformes, Salmonidae.
UAGAUUGGUGAGGGAAAAAAACUAUUGAAUCCAUCUUAUAAUAAGGCUGUAACGUAACAAAACGUGGAAAAGUCAAGGGGUCUGAAUGCUCUGUGUGUGAAUUUAGGAACUCUACUAUAGGUUUAGUGCAUUUACGUCGCGUAGCCUCGUCUGAUUUGAAAUUAAUUGAAUGGUUUGUUGUCAAUGCUUAGCUACCUGAUCCAAUAUCGUUUUAGAAUAAAGAAAGUGCCAGAACUUUCAAGACUAACUUUUGUGUCCGUGUCUCUUUAUUACUACUGGCCGACUCAGAUUAAGUCUGAGGCCGGUAACAUCAACAGUGAGGACAAACCCAGCCUGCCUCUCUCCUUCCACACUGAGUAGAAACCUACAGUCACUGGGUCCUGAUUGUGACAGUGGAGCCCAGUUUGCACUGCAGGAUCCAGAGAUGGCAUCAGUGAAGCUGGAAGGCUGCAGUCAAACACUGGAGCUGAAUGUCAACAUUAAAGAUGAAGAAGAGGAGGAGCAGAUUGGGAAAUCUGUUUCUCAUGGAGACCAUGUUGAGACAGUCUCUACCUCCAGAGAGCAACAGCAGGAAGAUCACAGAGCUAAGAGGUCUCACCACUGCCCACGUUGUAAGAAGAGUUUCUCAAUUCUAUCAAAGUUAAAAAUACACCUAAAAAUACACACAGGAGAGAAUCUGUAUUCCUGUACUGACUGUGGGAAGAAUUUCACAACAUUAAAAUUUCUGACAGUUCAUGAACGGAUACACACAGGAGAGAAGACCUACUCCUGCUCUAAUUGUGUAAAAUGCUUCACAUCGUCAACUAAGCUAAAAAUUCAUCAGAGAACACACACAGGAGAGAAGCCUUACUUAUGCUCUGACUGUGGGGCUAGUUUCUCUCGACUGGGACACCUAAAAACACAUAAACGUAUACAUACAGGAGAGAAGCCUCACUCCUGCUCGGACUGUGGAAAGAGUUUCUCUCGACUGGGCAACUUAAAAACACAUGAACGUAUACAUACAGGAGAGAAGCCUUACUUCUGCUCUGACUGUUUAAAAUGCUUCGCAACAUCAACUGAGCUAAAAGUUCAUCAGAGAACACACACAGGAGAGAAGCCUUACUCCUGCUCUGAUUGUGUAAAAUGCUUCUCAACAUGCUCUGGGCUUGAAGGUCACCGGAGAACACACACAGGAGAGAAGCCUUACUCCUGCUCUAAUUGUGUAAAAUGCUUCACAACAUACUCUGGGCUAAUAGGUCAUCAGAGAACACACACAGGAGAGAAGCCUUACUCCUGCUCUGACUGUGUAUGCAUACGUUCAUGACUGGGAAAGGUUUCUCUACUGGGCCACCUAAAAACAUAAACGUAUGCAUACAGGAGAGAAGCCUUACACCUGCUCUGACUUUUAAAAAGUUUAUCUCGAAUGGGCCAGUUAAAAAUACAUCAAAUAUACAUCAAAUCAGAAGAGCCUCAUCAGUUCUCAAAGACCAGCUGAGAUUAAAGUCACUCCAUCACUUAAGUCUCGUAAAAGAAGUGAUAACAGUGAGCUGGUUCAAAUGAAGAAAGCGUAGAACAUUUGCAAUCCUAUUGUUUCUCAGUGUGAGAGAACUGUGCAGAGGAAAGGGAGCGUUCUUGAAUGUUAGCCUGUCUUUACUUUACUGAUCAGUGUGCACCUUGCCAGUUUGUGUGUUUUGUUAGCUUCUACUGUAAAGAUAUUGAGAUGACCUUGGAUUUGCCCUUAGGGUUGAAUAUCCUCUGUGAGGCGUCUCACAAUGGAGUGGUUGACUGGGUGGUACUGCUUCCCUGAGCUGGUAGACACAACCUACACUGAGUGUAUAAAACAUUAAGGACACCUGCUCUUUCCAUCACAUAGACUGACCAGCUGAACCCAGAUGAAAACUAUGAUCCUUAAUGAUCUAGUUGUUUUGUAUUUAUUAUGGAUCCCCAUUAGCUUUCAGCAAAAAACAAGAAACUGCGGUUGCAAUGGGCUAAGGAAUGAAAACACUGGAAAAUUUGAAAAAUAUUGCCUGGUCUGAUGAACCCUGGUUCCUGCUGUGUCAUGCUGAUGGGAGGACUAGGGUAUGGAGGAAACCAUGAGUACAUGUAUCCCUGCUGUGUGUCAACAUUGCAGGCUGGUGGUGAUGGUGUGGAGUGUGUUUUCAUGACACAUAUUGGACCCCUUGAAAGAAGUGGAGUAACAUUUGAAUGCCAUAGGAUAUCUAAACAUCAUUGCCAAUCAGGUGCAUCCCUUCAUGGCAGCAGUGUAUCCAUCUGCAAAUAGAUUUCUUCAGCAGGACUAUGCCACAAGGCUUGUCCAGGAUUGGUUCCAAGAACAUGACAGUGAAUUCAGUUUACUGCAGUGGCUUGACGAGUCACCAGAUCUCAAUCCAAUUGUUCAUCUGUGGGAGGAGAUGGAAGGAGCUAUUCAGAGUAGAGAUCCACUCCCAGCCACAUUGACACAAUUGUGGGAAGCAUUGGAGUCAACAUGGGCCAGAAUCCCUGUGGAUGCUCUCAACACCUUGGGAGUCCAUGCCCCAACGACUUGGGAAUGUUCUGAGGACAAAGGGGGCUGCAACUCAAUAUUAGGAAGGUGUUUCAACUGUUUUGUACGCUCCGUGUAUAUCAGAUAAAGAUGAUGUGAUGAUCAGCUUUCAGCAUUAGUUUGGGUGGAUUAUUUUAUAUUACUAAACAACUUUUGUUUAAUGAUAAACAGACUAUGAAUCGACUACUUGUGUUUAUUAAAUGUUAUUUUAAUAUUAGAUUCAUUAUUGUAGUCAUUGAUGAUGAAUGUAUUUGAAUAACUGUAUUGAAGUCGAUUGAUCUGGUGGCAGGUAGCCUAGCGGUUAAGAGUGUUGGGCCAGUAACUGAAAGGUCGCUGGUUUGAAUCCUGAGCCGACUAGGUGAAAAAUCUGUCAUUGUGUCCUUGAGCAAGCCAAUUAACUCUUAUUUGUCCUGUAAGUCUCUCUGGAUAAAAACAUCUGCUAAAUGACAAGAAUGCAAUGAAAAAUAAUGUUUGUACAUGAAUUCAUGCUGGGCAGCCACUUUUUUCUGAUGUGUAUAAUUAAAUUAAAUAAACUUUUUAGUUAACUAUUGUA